Messenger RNA from Oreochromis aureus, 1263 nucleotides. Its product is annotated as proteolipid protein 2-like. Gene Ontology annotation, cellular component: membrane. The transcript has 5 exons. The record is from RefSeq and is a predicted model, not a curated record. Lineage: Eukaryota; Metazoa; Chordata; Actinopteri; Cichliformes; Cichlidae. The coding region runs from base 600 to 1061 and encodes 153 amino acids.
UAAUAAAGCAAUAUAUUUGUAAGUAAACUUGUAACUUGCAUGGUUUCUUUUGCUCUCUAGCAACCCAUUCUCUUCGUCCUACAUAUAGUUUUUAAGGAUUUGAGCGCUCUGUGCAAAUAUUAAUAAAGCACAAGCACCAUCACAACAAUCUAGUUGUUUAUUUGCAGUUAAAUAAUCCCCGGCAGCGCCACGGUAUAAAGCAAAUUUUAACAACCUAAAAUGACAUAACAAAACAUUAAAAUAACUUCGGGUAAUUGCAGAGAAACAGCUCCCCUUGAGGAAAGCGGUAGCGAGCCAACGCCCGCCGCUGGUUCCUUGUCCCUCCCGCUUUUAGAGUUUCCGCAGAGCUUCUGUGGUCGUGCUGGAGUCCAAUCACAGCAUUUCAUCAAGACCACUUCUCGGGGAAGUUGAUUCCGCCUGAGGGGAAAAUAACAACUCGCCAGUUUAAGGAAGAGCAACGAUAAACCGCACCAGGGCAGCACUCUCUAAACUUUCCUCCACUAAAGAAAGAAAGAAGAACAUUUGUUUAAUCUGCUCGUAGUUAGGGGUCGAAUACACGCAGCACACUGUCUGUUUAGUGAACUUUGGUAAAGUACAGAAUGGCCGAUACAACUGCGUCCGGCUCUCCCAGCUGCGUGGAGAGGCUGAAAAGCUACAUGAAGACCCAGAAAGGGUUCAUCCUGGCAGCAGAAAUACUUGUCAGUUUUAUCAUCAUCAUCUGCUAUGAUUCUUCCUGGUGUGGAGGCUUUACUACGUUGCCCAUAUGUAAGAUGACCUUCGCCACGAUCUUCUUCAUCAUCUUCAUGAUGGACCUGGACAAGCAGAUCCUAGUGAUCAACUGGGUCUGGACUGAUCUGUUCCGUGCUGCGGUUGGUGCCAUCUUCUACAUCAUCACCUCUCUGAUCAAUCUCACUAUAGGAUCUAGGGAUGGAGCUUGUAUGGCAGGCGCGGUGUUAGGGUUGUUCGCUGGGCUGAUAUUUGCAUACGACACCUACACAAUCUACCUCCAAAUCCAAAGUACCAGACAGCACCCAGCAGCUCCAACUGAUGACAGAGUUUAAAUGUUCUCAGACAGAAAUACUUCUGUCAAGAACAGAAGAACCAAAAGCAGUCAUUUGGGCAAAGGUUAACAGAGGAGCGGGUCAGAGAGGAGGAUGGAUAGUAAAAUGAGCAAGUCACAGUUUAAUAAAUGCUGCUGCAUGGCCUGAACAGAUGAAAUGUAUCUUAAAGAAUGAAGCCAGAGAAGAAGAUGACAUAGCCUUA